Poecilia reticulata (guppy) is the source of this 925-nucleotide messenger RNA. RefSeq names its product Epstein-Barr virus induced 3 (gene ebi3). The record is from RefSeq and is a predicted model, not a curated record. Gene Ontology annotation, cellular component: membrane. NCBI's taxonomy places the organism in Eukaryota, Metazoa, Chordata, Actinopteri, Cyprinodontiformes, Poeciliidae. Gene Ontology annotation, molecular function: cytokine receptor activity; protein binding.
GGCAGCAUUAUCUCCACAUUGGGCUGAGAACAGCAGAACAUAAAACUACCAGCAAGCACAGGGCAUAAAGAAAGUCAUUCAUAUUUAUUAAACUAUUUAAGACAAAAACUGCGGAUAUAUUGAUGGCUGGGACUGUGUACAUCACAACUAUCCUCCUCAUUUUCGGUGUUGGAAGUCAAGCUCUGGAUCUUCUCAAAGCAACUUCAGUUUUAGGAGAUCCUCCCUCCACUCCCAAGGUGCACUGCUGGUGUUCCAGCUAUCCCAAUGUGACGUUUUGCUCCUGGCCAGAACCUCUGCCCUCCCAUCCAACACAGUACAUCGCUACCUACAGUGAGCGAGACAGUAACGCUGACCCCAAGACGUGCCACCUGGUCCCGCCCGGCUCUUCAUCCUCCGCUCUGACCACAGAACCUCCGUCUUCACUGUCUGAGCAGCUCUGGCACUGUCACUUGCCCAACCUGAAACUUCUCACUGAAUACAUUCUCAACAUCACAGUGGUUCAUUCUGGGGGAAGCAGCUUUCAUCUAUCAAGUUUCAUGCUGGAGGAUAUUGUGAAACCAGAUCCGCCUGUAGAUGUCCGGGUUUCCCCUCUUGCUACCAAAUACCUGCUGGUGGAGUGGUCUCCUCCUCCCACCUGGACAAGCACCGACAUCUUCCCUCUGAAGUACCAGAUACUGUACCAGUGGGAAAUCAGGGGCAGCCCAAAGUUUAACAACCUGGGUCCGUAUGAGAACACCAAGGCCGAGCUGAAGGGGCUGAUCCCAGGGAGAACCUACCAGUUCCAGGUGUGUGCUAAGGAAAUGCUGGGCCUGGGGCAGUGCAGCGACUGGAGUUCACCUGUAAAAAUCACGAUACCAACAACAAAACUAUAGGAACUUUCCCUGGCUUACAUUUUCAUGUAUGCAGGUUGCUACAAGAAAAUAUU